Macrobrachium nipponense is the source of this 2207-nucleotide messenger RNA. RefSeq names its product synaptic vesicle membrane protein VAT-1 homolog-like. The coding region runs from base 410 to 1696 and encodes 428 amino acids. Lineage: Eukaryota; Metazoa; Arthropoda; Malacostraca; Decapoda; Palaemonidae. The record is from RefSeq and is a predicted model, not a curated record. The transcript has 10 exons. Gene Ontology annotation, molecular function: oxidoreductase activity.
CGGAUAUGCACGCAAGCGCUCCGUGACUCACAACAGCCUUCCAAACCCUGUUCGCUUGACUUCCUUUUGCCGACAUAUGGAUGGCAAAAUACGACCGUAAGCAACUCUGUGGUGUCUGACAUCGCUUGGAAUACGACAAGCGACUUAAAGUUGACGUGGGAAUUUAAUAAGUUCCGGUGGAUUACCAUGUCCUGAGAUGGAAUAUACAGUUUCUUCGGGAGAAAUACAGAGGGGAGGGAGAUCCCGUGUCCCCCACCCCACUCCUCCACCAAAUCCGUCGCCUCCUUCUCCUCCUCUCCACCACCCGGUCCAUUCCUCCACCACCUGUUGGGCUUGCGAGCCAUAGAGAGAAAGAGAAAGAGAGGGGAAGAGAGAGAGAGGAAUCAUUUACCCUCCAACGCCAGCAACGAUGACGGACGCCGACACUAAGGUGGAAGGAGAAACCAAAACCGAAGAGGAAACCAAAACGGAGGAGAAACAAGAGGAAGAAAAGCCGGUGAAGGAGAUGAGAGCUGUCAUUCUAAAUGGUUUCGGCGGCCUCAAGUCAGUGAAGAUUGUCAAACGACCCGAACCAGUGCUAGCAGAUGGUGAGGUCCUCGUCCGAGUCCAGCUGUGUGGAGUCAGCUUCCAAGAUGUGAUGGUCAGGCAAGGGGUGACGGAGUCACCCCCGAAGACGCCCUUCAUCUUAGGAUUCGAAUGCGCUGGGGUGAUUGAAGCCGUGGCAGACGAUGUCGAGAACUUCAAGGUCGGGGACCGAGUUGUCGGCCUGCCCGACCACCGGGCAUGGGCAGAGUUGGUUCCUGUGAACGCCAAGUAUGUGUACCCUCUACCAGAAACAAUGCCGUUACAGGAAGCCGCUGCAGUCACCCUGAGCUAUACGGUGGCUUAUCUUCUAGUCCACGACCUUGCUAACGUAGCACCAGGCCACACGGUGCUCCUCCACUCGGCUGGCGGCGCUGUGGGCCAGGCUGUUUGUGCCCUUCUGCAAGAUAUCGGGAAAGUGACCGUCCUCGGGGUAGCUUCCAAGAACAAACACGAAGACAUCAAAGACUCGGUCACUCAUCUCAUAGAUCGAGGUGGCGACGUCCCUGGAGAAGUUAAGAAGGUUUGUCCGGAGGGAGUGGAUGUCGUCUUCGACUGCCAAGGAGGAGAGGAAUGCAACAAAGGAUACGCUCUGCUGAAGCCUCUAGGGAGAUAUAUCCUGUUCGGCUCAUCCAAUAUUAUAACUGGAGAGACGAAGAGCAUUUUAAAUGUGGUUAAAUCGUGGUGGCAGGUGGAUAAGGUCUCCCCUCUGAGGCUUUAUGAAGAUAAUAAAGGAAUUAUCGGCUUCAAUCUCCGCCGUCUUUUGCAUCACCAGCCGGGAGGUCACGAGCGCGUUCGCGAGGUGGUGCAGACGGUCUACAACCUCUGGCAGAAAGGCGUAGCAAAGGCUCGUAUCGAUUCGACGUUUGCCCUGGAGGACAUAACCGAAGCCAUGACGAAACUCCACGAACGCAAGAACGUGGGCAAACUGCUUCUGGACUUGUCCAUGGAGCCAAAACCCAAGCCAGUGACCCCAGCGAAAGGUAAGAAAGAAGAGAAGAAAGAGGACAAGGAAGAGAAAGAGGAGGAAGACAAGACGGUCAAAGAGAAUACCAAGAAUAACACGAAGAACGAAAAGGAAGAAGAAAGCAAGGCGGAAGAGAAGGAGAAAUAAUGAGGGAGGCAAAGGGAAUCCGAAGUCAGUGAAAAGGGCAGGGAAUUCAGCUCUCGGGAAAGUGUACUGUCAGAUAAAUGGAAUAAGCAAGUCCACACUUGCGGCUGAUUUUAAUCUCCUUUGGAUUGUUCAUGGCUGUAAUCUUUGAAACUAUUUUUUUUAAAGUAUUGCAUUUAUUCUUAACUAGCAAUAAGCUUUCACUUUCUUCGCUUUAGUGAAAAUAUAUUUAAAAGAAUUCCCGGAUUAUUCUACCAAGAACUGUACCCACCAUAUCAUAGCUCAGUGAUUCUGCAGAAAACAGUAAUGAAAUUCUGUCAAGAGUCUUCAUUUAACAAUAAUCACAAUAAUGCAUCAACUAAGAUGGUAAGGGAGUUAUCUGUAACUGUCAAUAGCAUCACCACCGUCAGAGCAUAUAGGAACAAACUCAUCUUAUAUAUAUUUAUAUAUAUAUAUAUAUAUAUAUAUAUAUAUAUAUAUAUAUAUAUAUAUGAAUAACUUGAUCACGAAGUAU